UUCAUUCCAGUAUAUUGUAUUCGUAGUUUCAUAAUUAUCACAGCUGAAAAACAUCAACAUUAAAUAUUGCCUGGGGCGCCUCGGAGGGUGUUACCAAGGAUGGGAAAAAUACACGAUUUUUCAGUGGAACCUGAUUUUAAUUGUUAGCUAUAAAAACAUAAAUUCUCAAUGAGAACGGAGAAUUCAAACCCAAAACAAACCAAGUUUGUGCCAAAACCAGCAACAUGCGCGUUGAAAAGUCAAAGCCAUCAGACUGUGUCGUCGAUCUCACUUACGAAAACAUGGUGCAACACGAAGCUCGUUACGAAAGCCAUGUCGUCUUUUACCGGACAAAUGCUUUUGUAAACCAAGCGAUGCAUGCAGAUGGUCUUCUUUUAAUGGGUGGUGUGACGCCGUCAUCUGCUUCUAGACCGAAGACUUGCGGAUUAGCAUUGGCGAUGGUCGCUAUAUUUUGUUACUUUCCGGGCAUUUCAAUGGUAAUAUCAAUUGGCAGGGUUGGUAUCACAAACCAGACUGUAAUUGGUAUUAUUUUUACUUCUGUGGCAGUAAUUUUGACCGUUACAUCUACGGUUUUAUGUUUGCGUAGUCGAUACCAAGCGAGAAAAAUGCGUGAACCUGACAGAACAAACUCUCCCAUAGAUUUGAACUGUGUCAAUACAGAGCAAAAUAGUCAUUUAAAGAAGUUAUUAUCGAGUCGGGGAGACUAUUGCAGUGAAAAGAGAGUCGCCCAUUCGCAUCUUAUUCCUAAUGAUGUAUUAUGCGAAUGCGAUAAAGUUGAACUAGCAAAUCGGAUUGCCAAGUCGUUCUCGCUCAGGCGAUAUUUUGCCAAUUUAGAAACGGCGACAGGUCCUUUCGAUUUUGAUAAAGAGGCGAUGGAUAGGGCCACUGAACGCUGUAUAUGGGAGGGAAAUCGCACCCUUCAGGAUCAUACCUUUUCUCGGCCAACACUGCAGAAGGGAAAUUCUUCGUCGAUAGAUUCAGCAAUUGAUGUCGGAUAUGACGAUUAUUCUAUGAAUGGCGUUACCGUUGUAUGAGCCUCUAUUGUGAAAACCCAGUACUACAUUUUUUUUAGUCUUGUCUGAUUUGAUUCGCGCUUGAAAGAAUCUAUUGUGAAAACCCAGUACUACAUUUUUAUUUAGUCUUGUCUGAUUUGAUUCGCGCUUGAAAGAAAUCUAGCUCGUCUCGGGUUGUUGUAGCUCGUUGGUGUAAUGAAUGUAUUAAUGAGAUGGAUUGAAUGAGAGUUAAAAAAAAGACUUGCACUGUAAUAUCUGUAAAUACAUAUGUUUUUAUUUUUUAUUAACUCUGUUUUAUGACGAUUUCAUAUUUUGUAUUGAAAUUGGUAUCAUCAAGGUGUUAUUGCGUCAACUCUGAAUCAUAACCCAGACGCAUAUGUAGGACAUUACAAUGCUUGAAUGAAUCAUACAUCCCAUAAACAAUCAGCCAUGACCAAUAUCGAAAGACAGUUGUUGACAGUGCGAUCACGUCCCGAUCGUCUGGAAAUAAUAUGGACCAAACAUGAUAUGUACGUUUAUUAUCAUCCAAUGUACAAUACAGUAUUUGCCAUGCUAGAUACAGGGUUAUCAAUAUGACGCGCGUGUUUAUCCCCACUGUGGAUGCCUUUCAUAAAAUAAUCAUACCCAGGACAUUUCUCAUUACUGCAGCGUAAAUUUUGUUUUUCGACAUGUUGAUUGUUGACAACAUUAUUUCGCCACGCUCUCAACUGUCUUCUUAAUAUUAAUCUAACGACGUACUAUGGAAUUCCAUUAUCAAGCAAUCAAAUCAAAUAAACAUGUCCAUUUGAUAAUUUUCAAAUAUCCCUUACAUCUCAGUCGAAGGUUAGGAAAGCAUUUGUGUGUCUGUCUCAUGACUGUGUCUGACAUAUGUAAACGUGAUUGAUCAAACGUCUCGUGGGAUCAUCGAAAACCGAGCUUUGGCAUUUUUUUAAACAUAAGCGAGGAAUAAACUUUCCUUUUUACACAUCAUAAAACAACUCGACGGUCUAAACAAAUCGCUGUGGCAUUCUCCAUUCUAGAUCAGAACGGAGUACUUUUGAAUUUUUGCAAAUUGUAUUGUGCAUGAUAUCAAGUAUCGACGAGUAGAAAAUAACAGUUUAUUUAUGUGUCAUACAUGAACGCACAAUAAUAACAAUGUGAAAGUAUAGGAAGUAUGAUAAUUAAAAUCCUUCCUGUGGCCCAUUUCCAAUUGUCCGUUUGUCAAAAAUUGGCUCAAUAUGUUAUAUAUAUGAAAUAACUCGACAAGGGCCUAGAUUACGGCCGGCGAGUUUUCGUUACUUCAACACCGGUUUUACUUUUAUUACAAAUGUUACCAGUCUAAUAUUCUAUUAAACUUAUGACAAAUGUAUGUUUUGUUCCCAAGGUAUCUUAUGGAUUAUUUAUGUCAGACUUCAAGCUGAUUUUUUUUUGUUCAGUGAUGACUCGGCUCAAUAUAGCAUCACUUUAUCUACAUAUUAACACAAUAUUUUGUAUGACGUGUACUUGGGUGGGCCUAUUCAAAAAUUUGUAUCAUUCGGCUUGUUUUUAAAAUAUGUGUCGCUCGUGUCACAUUUUUCUGUUUUGCACGAUUUUUUAUUUUAUACAGAUUAAUAAUACGAACCCUCUGGAAAUAUAAUUUUGGAAGUUUUAGUUUAUUUGCACAAUAUUUGUCUAUUCUGUGAAUACAAAUCCCCCUCGCAUAAAACACAAGCUAGUGGGUUCAACUCGUUUCAACAAAACACCCGAUCAUUAUUUCUAGCCAGUGGCGUAUCUACAUAAAAUUGCGCCCAUGGCAAAAUUUAAAAAUGCGCCCCACUUGAUAGUUAGUUCACAAUUCAUAAUCACUGUCAUGGAAAUGAGUUAAGUGUACGUUAUUAUUUGAGUAAAAAUACCAGUUUCAGUUAUUACCAAUUUGAAAUUAUUUUAUUGAAACAUUUCACGGUUAAAACUUUUCGUCUUUUUUGCCUGUCCAAACGGCGCCCAUAGCACGUGCCACGGCUGCCACACCCUAAAUACGCCACUGUUUCCAGCAAAAUCAUAGACUUCGCAAAAUUUGUAUUAUUUUGGUAUAGGUUGCAUUCAAAAACUUCGCAAAUUACUAUAAAAAUGAACUUUGGGAAAAAGAGGACCCAGUGGGUUAAUAGAACCCUUGCUUACUACCUCGUCCCAAUAUGAAACAUUAGAUAAAAAUCAAAUAAUUUGUUUCGUUGAUUAUAUCUCGCAUAGCCUUGUACUUGUACACCAUUUAAUCUUGAAACUGACGUACUUUCAUUUACUUUUAUGUUAGCCCAACAACUGGGGCGUUUGUCUAACUAUUCCAGAAAUCCGACCAUGGAUAUAAUUCCACGAAAAUGUGGUUGUUCAGUAUUAUUUCGUACUUAAUAUUUUAUCUGUGUGUUUCUUCGUUUUUUUUUUCUAUUUCAUUGUCUUGCAGUAUCAGGUCUGUAUAUUUUUAGACGGUUAUUGAGUUGUAAAAAAUAGCUCGUCUUACUAGAAAUAUUGUUAGCUUGUCGGACUACGUUUUCAGUAUAGUGCAAUUUUAAUGCUGCUUUUCUUUGCCUGUUGUUGCUAUUAUAUUGUGACGGCUUGUUAUCCCGACGCCUACACAGGGAACUGUAAUUCUGCUUCACUUUUUCUUUUACAUUGAAAAAAGUAUUUUCUGCAAACCGACAUCAUUAUUUGGAAACGAAAUUGUAAGUUGGGGAUGUUCAGAUUGCAUUUUGAUAGGCACGAUUGUACUCAGCCACUAUACCAAACCUUUAAUGCUUCGAUACUAACCGUGGGGUGAUGAUUUUGAAGGUAAAGAAAUCAUGACAUCUCUUUGAUA
Molecule: messenger RNA, 3819 nt
Organism: Styela clava
Lineage: Eukaryota; Metazoa; Chordata; Ascidiacea; Stolidobranchia; Styelidae
Source: RefSeq, a predicted model, not a curated record